CUGAGACCCCAUGGGAACCCACUAUUGCCUCCCCAAAGCUGGUUCCUCGUUGGGCUCCCCUUUAUCUCUCUUAAUACCGUACAUUGGAAAGAGGAGUUUUGCUGUAUUCACUUUCCUAUAACAGGCUCUUGACACCCCCUUCCAAAAGCCAACACACCCAUUUUCGCUGUCCCAGGCCCUCCGACGACCCAGGUUACCCACAUUUCCGAUCUCGAUAUCCCCAACCUCGUCCCCAAUUCCAAUGUCCCAUCCUCGGUUCCAUUUUCAGUGUCCCCAAACCCCUUACGUUACGACCACCCAGCGUUUCUGAGGUCCCGCCCUCGAGCCGGAGACCCCGCCCUGGGCUUGCCAUCUGGAGAGCGAGGGAGGAAGGAAGGAUACAGACCCAGGCGUUCACCCCACCUCCAUCCCCCGCCCCCGACAUCCCGGCCAGAUAAAGGGGCUGAAGCCAAGAGGGAAGAGAGACCCCGCCCCCCUUGAGAAGACAAGCCGCAGCCCCUGCAGGACGGGGGCCUGCGUCGCUAUGGGUUCCACCGCUACCGCGGAGGGAGCGCUGGGCUACGUCCGCGAGUUCACUCGCCACUCCUCCGACGUGCUGGGCAACCUGAAUGAGCUGCGCCUGCGCGGGAUCCUCACUGACGUCACGCUGCUGGUUGGCGGGCAACCCCUUCGAGCUCACAAGGCUGUUCUCAUCGCCUGCAGUGGCUUCUUCUAUUCAAUUUUCCGAGGCCGUGCAGGAGUGGGAGUGGACGUGCUCUCCCUGCCGGGGGGCCCCGAAGCCGGAGGCUUCGCUCCUCUGCUGGACUUCAUGUACACUUCGCGCCUACGCCUCUCUCCAGCCACGGCACCAGCCGUCCUUGCGGCCGCCACCUACUUGCAGAUGGAACACGUGGUCCAGGCAUGCCACCGCUUCAUCCAGGCCAGCUAUGAACCUCUGGGCAUCUCCCUGCGGCCCAUGGAGGCAGAACCUCCUACGCCCCCAACGGUCCCUCCACCAGGCAGUCCCAGGCGCUCUGAAGGGCACCCAGACCCACCUACUGAGUCUCGCAGCUGCAGUCAAGGCCCCCCGAGUCCAGGCAGCCCAGACCCCAAGGCCUGCAAUUGGAAAAAGUACAAGUUCAUCGUGCUAAACUCUCAGACCUCCCAAGCAGGGAGCCUGGCAGGGGAGAAGAGUUCUGGUCAACUUUGCCCCCAGGCUGGGCUCCCCAGUGGAGAUGAGGCUUCCAGCAGCAGCAGCAGCAGUGAAGAAGGACCCAUUCCUGGUCCCCAGAGCAGGCUCUCUCCAACUGCUGCCACUCUACAGUUCAAAUGUGGGGCUCCAAUCAAUACCUCCCAUCUCCUUGCACCCCGGGCCCCAGAGACCACUGGAUCACCCUCUGGGCAGGCUCGUCCACCACCAGGAAGUGAAUUUUUCAGCUGCCAGAACUGCGAGGCUGUGGCUGGGUGCUCAUCUGGGCUGGACCCCUUGGCUCCUGGGGAUCAGGACAAGCCCUACAAGUGUCAGCUGUGCCGGUCUGCCUUCCGCUACAAGGGCAACCUGGCCAGUCACCGCACGGUGCACACAGGGGAAAAGCCCUACCACUGCUCCAUCUGCGGAGCCCGCUUUAACCGGCCGGCUAACCUGAAAACGCACAGUCGCAUCCAUUCGGGAGAGAAGCCCUAUAAGUGUGAGACGUGCGGCUCGCGCUUUGUACAGGUAGCGCAUCUGCGCGCGCACGUGCUGAUCCACACCGGGGAGAAGCCCUAUCCUUGCCCCACCUGCGGGACUCGCUUCCGCCACUUACAGACCCUCAAGAGCCACGUUCGCAUCCACACGGGAGAGAAGCCUUACCACUGCGACCCCUGCGGCCUGCAUUUCCGGCACAAGAGUCAACUACGGCUACACCUGCGCCAGAAACACGGAGCUGCUACCAACACCAAAGUGCACUACCACAUUCUGGGGGGGCCCUAGCCGAGCCCUGGCCCAGACCCCACUGCUUCCUCGAAGCCCAGAAGCUGCAGGCUCGCGCCUGGCUUCCCUGUCAGCCUUGGGUUUGGGGUGGGCAAGGCCCCUCCUGUAUCAGAAACUGCCACCGCCUUAAUUUCUCACUGGGGAGAGCAGGGGUGGCAGAUCCUAGCUUGAUCUGCCUCUGUUUUGCUGGUCAAAACCUCUUCCCCACAAUCGAAAUUGUUUCUGAGGAGACAGCAAGCUAGGAGCUGGGGGAGGGGAAGGACUGGAAGCCUGGUUUCCUUAAGGGAACCAGUCCUCCACCCGCAGCCCCCAUCCCGUUCAGUUUAUCUGUAAAUAUAAUUUAUUGAGGCCUUUGAGUGGCACCAGGGCCUUCAUUCUAUUGCAUUUCCCACUUCCCUCUUCCAUAAGUGUGAUCGAAAGUGACCUGAAACACAGAAUGUAAGGUCACAACUCUGCUGGCAGAGAUUAGCACUUGGCUGUCUCCUUUGGCUUGAGUGUUUUAUAUUAUUAUUGUCAUAACUUUUAUCUUUAGAAUUGUUCUUUCUCCUA
Equus caballus (horse) is the source of this 2500-nucleotide messenger RNA. It is a transcript of the gene BCL6B, whose product is annotated as BCL6B transcription repressor. Lineage: Eukaryota; Metazoa; Chordata; Mammalia; Perissodactyla; Equidae. Gene Ontology annotation, molecular function: DNA-binding transcription factor activity, RNA polymerase II-specific; protein binding; RNA polymerase II cis-regulatory region sequence-specific DNA binding. Gene Ontology annotation, biological process: regulation of transcription by RNA polymerase II. The record is from RefSeq and is a predicted model, not a curated record.